Acanthosepion pharaonis is the source of this 744-nucleotide messenger RNA. Lineage: Eukaryota; Metazoa; Mollusca; Cephalopoda; Sepiida; Sepiidae. The record is from the annotation of a GenBank genome assembly.
AUGAUCAGCCGAGGGCGAAUCAAUAUUUACACGACAGAGAAACUUCGUGAGACUCGAAACACUCAAGUUAGCAACCAAAUGAUCAGCCGAGGGCGAAUCUAUAUUUACACGGCAGUGAAACUUCGUGAGACUAGAAAAACUCAAGUUAGCAACAAAAUGAUCAGCCGAGGGCGAAUCUAUAUUUACACGGCGGUGAAACUGCGUGAGACUCGAAUCACUCAAUUUAUCAACCAAAUGAUCAGCCGAGGGCGAAUCAAUAUUUACACGGCGGUGAAACUGCGUGAGACUCGAAACACUCAAGUUAGCAACCAAAUGAUUAGCCAAAGGCGAAUCUAUAUUUACACGGCGGUGAAACUGCGUGAGACUCGAAACACUCAAGUUAGCAACCAAAUGAUCAGCCAAGGGCGAAUAUAUAUUUACACGACAGAGAAACUUCGUGAGACUCGGAACACUCAAGUUAGCAACCAAAUGAUCAGCCGAGGGCGAAUCUGUAUUUACAGGGCGGUGAAACUUCGUGAGACUCGAAACACUCAAUUUAGCAACCAAAUGAUCAGCCGAGGGCGAAUCAAUAUUUACACGGCGGUGAAACUGCGUGAGACUCGAAACACUCAAGUUAGCAACCAAAUGAUCAGCCGAGGACGAAUCUAUAUUUACACGGCAGUGAAACUUCGUGAGACUCGGAACACUCAAGUUAGCAACCAAAUAAUCAGCCGAGGUCCAAUCUAUAUUUACAAGACAGAGUAA